Betta splendens (Siamese fighting fish) is the source of this 2505-nucleotide messenger RNA. RefSeq names its product calcyon neuron-specific vesicular protein (gene caly). The transcript has 5 exons. Gene Ontology annotation, biological process: clathrin coat assembly; endosomal transport; G protein-coupled dopamine receptor signaling pathway. Lineage: Eukaryota; Metazoa; Chordata; Actinopteri; Anabantiformes; Osphronemidae. The record is from RefSeq and is a predicted model, not a curated record. Gene Ontology annotation, cellular component: membrane; endosome. Bases 704 to 1303 code for a protein of 199 amino acids. Gene Ontology annotation, molecular function: clathrin light chain binding.
CUUUAACCACCCACUCAUGCGGCACCGCACUCCAGAAUAAUGUACUCGUUCAAAAUCCUUGCUGCUCUUUGAAUGCAAACACACGUCUGGCUCAGAAGAGCGACUGGUUUGUGGGUCUGGACCAUCAAGUGUCCAGUAUUAACUUUGGUCUUAAGGUUCAAAUGUAACAUAAUGCUAAAAGGCGUCUCAACAGAAAACCCUAAAGCAACAACACAAAAUUAUUAUCAAUAUGUAGGAUUUUUAUUAUGAAACCCGCUAUAGUACGAUGGAUAAUACUGUGCAGUGAGCCUACUAAUACUACAGCAGUAUCAACAAAUGUCCCUUUUGUAUGAAAGCUGUUUGCUGCAUGAAUGUGUGUAGCAUCAUUGUGAGUCAUGGCGUCUGUUGGCUGUGGGAUCUCUGACUGAAGGAAGGUGUUGAGUUACUCUGUGUCUAUGACAUAAGUGGCUCCUCAUUGCUUCGCUCCACAUUUCACUGACGAGAGAAACGGGUGAGAUGUUACUGUAGCUUUAUGCACAAACGACAGGCGAUAGGAAGAAGGCUGAGGUGUGAAGGAGAUGAAUCAUAGUUGUUAUGAAACGCGUUUACUCUAUUCAGACUGGAUACACACACGGCUUCCCUUGGCGAGCAUCGUUAUCAUGCCAGUUCCAACCAUUUCAUACCACAACACAACAUCAGUCCGGGCGUUUUCAGGCAUCCAAACAUGGUGAAGCUGGGCAGCAACCUGUGCGAUAAGCUGGAGAAGCAGCCGUCUGCGGACGACGGCUUCGAUAACAUCCCCCUCAUCACGCCGCUGGAGGUCAGCCAGCUCCAGAAGUCAUUUGCAGACAAGGUCAUUGUGAAGACAUCGGCUCAAUAUCAGCGGCAGCAGAAGAAGAACAAGCUCUAUGUGCCGAACAUCAAGAAGCUGAAUAUCAGCUUCUACAGUGACGUGUCAGAGAAAGCCAAGAUUACAGGUCUGAUCCUCAUCACUCUGGCCUUCCUGACCAGCCUGCUCCUCCUGCUCAUGUACAAAGCCAUGUGGUACGAUCAGCUCACCUGUCCUGAGGGCUUCAUCCUGAAGCAGAAGCACUGCACCCCGGCAGCUCUGGAGAUGUACUACACAGAGCAGCAGCAGGAGCCAGGCAUGCGCGCUGGAGGCACCGGUGGCCUCUACGCGGCCCUCACUCACCUAAACCAGGUCAAGGGGACUGGGCCCGAGCCACAAUUACCAUGGUUACCAGUCAUCAGCGCUCUGAAAGACGCCGAGGCGGCUAAACAAGCCAGCGAAGAGCUGAAAGGGGGGCUGGAGGGAGACGAGUGAAGGGCCUGGUGGUGUUAGUGUCAGAGAAGGAAGUGCUGCGGGGCAGGUUGAGGGUUACAUAUGUCAGCUGUGUGUGUGUGUGUGUGUGUGUGUGUGUGUGUGUGUGUGUGUGUGUGUGUGUGUGUGUGUGUGUGUGUGUGUGUGUUUCUCCUCCCACACAGUCCAGUGAUUUUCAUGACGCUGGUGCUGCUGAAAAUUUGAACUGAAUUUUAAACAGUGUAAACCCAAGUUUAGUUGGACUUAAUCCAGUUUUAAUCCAGUCCAGUAAUCCUGAACACAAGCAGACACUUUUGUGUUGGUCUGUUGUGUUUGCAUGACUGUAUCAUUUAUCACAUCUAUCGUUUGUGAGCAGGGACUAUGGAAUGAUAUUGUGGCCAGUCUUGACACCAUCAAAGGGCUGUUUAAGGGUCCAGACUUGUUUUUAAGGAGGAACGUUGGUUUGGGUUUACGCUGGGGUAACGAUUGUGUGUGUGCGUGUGUUGGUUGUGUGUCGGGGCACAGGAGUGUUGGAGAAUGUACCUGAGCCAUACGAUUCUGUGCGCAUUUGUGUAAAUACUGUACAUGUUUACAGCACAUGGACAUAGUGUGUGUUUCAAAUUUGUUUUCAUGUGCCGUGUGUGUGUGUGUGUGUGUGUGUGUGUGUGUGUGUGUGUGUGUGUGUGUGUACUCCUCUGACUAUGAGAAGGUAACACCUUUCAAUGAGAAUACUGUGUGUUUCUCCUUCUUGCUCCAUUGUGUUGUUUCCGUUUUCUUGCCUUCAGUUCAGGGAAUGUUUGAAUCUAUCAGCCACCAGCUAUAAUCUCACAUUAAAUGUGUUGGUAAAAUUGAUUUAUUAUUAUACAGUGGCUUUAGCAUUGAAUGAUCUAAAAUAAUUAUUUGUGAUUUUAAUGUAUUACCAGUUAUAAAGCUGUUUUGAACAAGGACUAAAACACAGUGAGGUGUAAAAAAAGGAUCUUAAUGUCUUAUUAGCAACUUUUUCUCUUGUGUUCAUAUGUGUGAUCUUAUGUAAGAACUAGACGAUUACGCAAGAUCUUCUUAAUUUCUGGACUGUAAUGUUCUUAAAUAAGUAACAUAAUUACAGGAUGAAUUCAUCAUCGUAUGAAUGUAUGAAGUAACUGCUUUAAUUAUGCAGAAGCUGUACUGUACAAGGCCGACAGGUCAGUUGGAUUUACAACCUUUAAAAUGAUUUCAUUAACAGACUA